AUGGUUCGACUUACAGGGCUAUUUAGUAUCUACCUGUUCACCCAGGUCGGCCUCGCAACGAACCUCGUCCUGGCUCCGGACUGGCCCUUUGAUAUCACGACUCUUAGCGCGCCAGACGAGUCGAUCACAGCGAAGUUUGUAUCAUUCGGCGCUACGCUUACGGAGCUCUGGGUCAAGGCCAGGGAUGGGAAGGCGAGGGACAUUGUUCUCGGAUACGACAAUAACACGGAACUGUUGACUGACCCAGCGCAUCCAGUAUUCAAUCCGAUCGUUGGUCGAUACGCAAACCGCAUCAAGAAUGGAACGUUCUCCAUCCCUAUAACGAAGUAUCCUCAGCCUGAUGGACCGAACGUGUACCACAUCCCGACCAACGACCAUGAUGGUCAAGAUACGCUUCAUGGCGGCAUCUACGGCUGGGACAGACGGAACUGGACCAUUGUCGAGCGGAACUCCACGAGCGUGACUUACUAUCACCUCGACCGUGCAGACGAAGGCUUCCCCGGCUACGUCGAGGCACACGUGACGCACACAGUCGAGAACGGGGGAACGCUCAAGACAUCUAUUCACGCGAGUGCAACGGAGAAGACCCCUAUCAUGCUCACGCAACAUAUCUACUGGAACCUCGACGCGUUUCAGGGCAGUGACAACAUCCUCAAUCACAAGCUUCAUGUCGACGCGUCGAAGGUCGUAGCAGUCGACGGUGAUGCUAUCCCUACCGGUGAAUUCAUCAACGUUGAUGGCACACCAUACGACUUCCGCGAGACGCAGGCAAUUGGGGCGAGGUGGAACGAUACAGUCGGCCUGUGUGGCGGCGGUUGUCAAGGAUAUGACAAUUGCUGGAUCUAUGACAAUGAUGAAGAGCAGAACGCGGGCGUGUCCCUCUGGAGCGAUCUCUCUGGUAUCAGGCUUGACGUGACAACAAGUAACCCUGCCGUCCAGGUCUACACCGGCUAUUGGCUCGACACGCCACGCAAACUUGUCCACGGAGGCCCAGAUCUCAACUACACCAAGUGGUCUGCUGUCGCCAUUGAGCAGGAGGGCUACAUCGACGCAAUCAAUACUCCCGAAUGGGGUGUCGACCAGAUAUACUAUCCCGGAAAGGACUACACUUGGGAAUCGGUGUACCGGUUUUCCAGGCUUCCAUGA
This is a messenger RNA of Dichomitus squalens LYAD-421 SS1, 1146 nucleotides long. RefSeq names its product galactose mutarotase-like protein. Gene Ontology annotation, molecular function: aldose 1-epimerase activity; carbohydrate binding. Gene Ontology annotation, biological process: glucose metabolic process; beta-D-galactose catabolic process via UDP-galactose, Leloir pathway. Bases 1 to 1146 code for a protein of 381 amino acids. The record is from RefSeq and is a predicted model, not a curated record. The transcript is spliced from 10 exons. Lineage: Eukaryota; Fungi; Basidiomycota; Agaricomycetes; Polyporales; Polyporaceae.